Molecule: messenger RNA, 2593 nt
Organism: Passer domesticus (house sparrow)
Lineage: Eukaryota; Metazoa; Chordata; Aves; Passeriformes; Passeridae
Product: transmembrane protein 276-like
Exons: 3
Coding region: 1669-2544 (291 amino acids)
Source: RefSeq, a predicted model, not a curated record
AUUUGGGGAGGGGUUUUGUGGGAUUUUGGGAAUUUGGGUUUUUUGGGAAUUUGGGGUUUUUUUGUGGGAUUUUUUUUGGAAUUUGAGGGGAUUUUUUUGUGGGAUUUUUGGGAAUUUGGGCGGGGCGGGGAUUUUGGGUCAGGGGGAUUCUGGCAGGUUUUUGUGUUGGGAAUUGCAAUUCCUUCAAAUUUUGGGAAUUCUAGCUCCGUCCCGUGGGAAUUCUGUCUUCUCCAAGCCUUGGGAAUUUCAGCCCCAAUGUCCCCAGUGUCCCCAGUGUCCCCAGUGUCCCCAGUGUCCCCAGUGUCCCCAUGUCCCCCGCAAUCCUGCCCCCCGCACAGAACGGCUCCCAAAGGCUCUGGGAAGGAGAUCGGAUCCAUGAAAUGGGCCUUGAAAAAUCCCAAAAAGCAGAAAAUUGGGAAAAUCCGGAAAAAAUCCCAAUAAAAUCCUGAAAAAAAUCCUGGAAAAAAAAAUCCUGAAAAAAUCCCCCCAAAUCCUGAAAAAAUCUCAAUAAAAUGCUGAAAAUGUCGCCCAAAAAUCCUGAAAAAAUCCCAAUAAAAUCCUUUAAAAGUCUCCCAAAAAUCCGGGAAAAAAAAAAUCGCAAAAAUCCCAAUAAAAUACUGAAAAAAUCCCAAUAAAAUCCUGAAAAAUCCCCAAAAAUUCCUGAAAAAAAUUCAGAUAAAAUCCUGAAAACAAUCCCAAAUAAAAUCCUGAAAAAAUCCUCAAAAAUUCCUGAAAAAAUUCCAAUAAAAUUGGAAUUUUUUUGGAAAAAAUCCCAAUAAAAUCCUGGAAAAAUCCCCAAAAAUUCCUGAAAAAAUUCCGAUAAAAUCCUGAAAAAAAUCCCCAAAACUCCCACUAAAAUACUGAAAAAAUUCCCCAAAAUCCUGAAAAAAUUCCCAAAUAAAAUCCUGAAAAAAUCCUGAAAAAUUCCUGAAAACAUUCCAAUAAAAUCCUGAAAAAAAAAUCCCAAAUAAAAUCCUGGAAAAAUCCCCAAAAAUUCCUGAAAAAAUUCCGAUAAAAUCCUGAAAAAAAAUCCCCAAAAAUCCCAAUAAAAUCCUGAAAAAAUUCCAAUAAAAUCCUGAAAAAAAUCCCAAAUAAAAUCCUGGAAAAAUCCCCAAAAAUUCCUGAAAAAAAUUCCGAUAAAAUCCUGAAAAAAAUCCCCAAAAAUCCCAAUAAAAUCCUGAAAAAAUUCCCCAAAAUUCUGAAAAAAAUCCCAAAUAAAAUAUUGAAAAAAUCCUCAAAAAUUCCUGAAAAAAUUCCAAUAAAAUCCUGAAAAAAAAAUCCCAAAUAAAAUCCUGGAAAAAUCCCCAAAAAUUCCUGAAAAAAAUUCCGAUAAAAUCCUGAAAAAAAAUCCCCAAAAUCCCAAUAAAAUCCUAAAAAAAUUCCCCAAAAUCCUGAAAAAAAAAUCCCAAAUAAAAUCCUGAAAAAAUCCUCAAAAAUUCCUGAAAAAAUUCCGAUAAAAUCCUGAAAAAAAAUCCCCAAAAUUCCAAUAAAAUCCUAAAAAAAUUGAGCUCCUGGAAUGGGGUCCCGGGGAGAAUUUUGGGGCAUCCUGGAGGAUCCCGGGGAUGGAUCAGGGAUCCCGGAGGGUCCCGGGGGUCUCCCGGUGGUCCCAGUUUGGGGCUCCGGGGGGUCCCGGGAGUGGAUGAGGGUCCCAAUUCGGGGGUCCCGGGGAUGGAUGAGGGUCCCAAUUCGGGGGUCCCGGGGAUGGAUGAGGGUCCCAAUUCGGGGGUCCCGGGGCUGGAUUGGGAACCCCUCGGGGGUCCCGGGGGCUCCCGGUGGUCCCGGGCCGGUACCUGGGCGAGCUUGAGGCGGCGGCCGGGGGCGGCGCGGAUGACGAGGGCGAUGAGCGCCAGGUCGCCGGGGCUGUCCCCGAGUGCCACCAUGGGGGACGCGGCGGGGGUGGCCUUGUCACACGCGGUGCUCUGUGUCACCAGCCUGGGCUGCGCCCUGCGGGCCACGCAGGUGACACCGGGCCCGGCUGCCGGGUUCCUGCUGCAGGCGCUGGUGGCGGCGGCGGACGCGCUGUCCCCUCACUGUCCCCUCAGUGUCCCCGUGCUGUCCCCUGGGUGUCCCCACGAUGUCCCCAACGUCCCCUCGCUGUCCCCUGGGUGUCCCCACGACAUCCCCUCGCUGUCCCCCCCGCGCUCGUGGCUCUGCUCGGUGCUGUCCCAGCCCUUGGUGGCCUUCGGGUGCCACCGCCUGAGCGGUGACAGUGCCACCGCCGCUGUCCCGCUGGCGGCGGGCACGGCGGUGGCCGCGCUGGCCGCGGGCUGGCCGCGCUUCGUCACCGCGGGCCACUUUGUCGCCGCGGGUCACUUUGUCACCGCGCUGACGGCCGGCUCGCUGCUGGCGCUGGCCGCGCUCACCGCCAGCGUCACCGGGGCGGUGGCGGCGGCGCUGGUGGCACUUGGGGACACGGGGGUGGUGGCACCCUGGGCUGUGCCCUGGGUGAGGGCGGCGGCCAGCGUGGCGCUGCUGGGGACACUGCGGGAGCAGCGGGUGGCACUGGGGGACACCGGGGUGGUGGCACUGGGGGACACUGGGUGACACUGCAUGGUGGCACUGUCAGACAUCAUUAAAGGCACGGUGGCAACGA